AUGGUUCUCAGUAUUCACGUCAUCUCGUCAUCGCUAAAAGAAAAUCUGCAAGAUCAUUUUAGAUUGUACAUCCUGAUCAUCAGUGUGCUGGGGAUUAUCUUGAAUGUGUUUGUGUUGAUGGUAUUCUGGCUCCACAAGACAGCAUGUAACGUGGCAGAGAUCUACUUGUGCAACCUGGCUGCUGCCGACCUCUUUCUGAUGUUGAGUUUACUCAUCUGGGCUGUGAAUGUGCUAACAAGAUUUGACUCUAACUUGAGUGAAACGAUGUGCAAACUGUUCCCCUUCUCCAUCAGCAUGAAUUCAGACUGCAGCAUCUACAUCCUGGUUCUGGUUAGCAUUGACCGAUAUUUGGCUCUAGUGCACCCACUGACCCAUGGAAGAAAGCGGAGGCCAUUUUGUGCCAAACUGGCUUGUGCAGUGGUGUGGUGUGUAUGCUUUCUGUUGAAUGUCCCUGUACUCAUCUUCAUGGAAGUUGUGCAUGACCCUGAGAAGAAUGUUAGCAGAUGCAUUCCUUCUUAUUCAGAUCAUAUAGACGAAGUGUUAAGCAUCCUCAAUAUCAUUCUAAACCUAAUAAUUCCCAUUCUUAUUAUUUCCUUCUGCACUCUCAACACGUUAAGGAGCAGCUUUAGCACUCAGAGAAAGGAGCAGAAGGCCACCACUCUGAUUCUCGCAGUCCUCCUGGCAUUCCUGAUCUGCUGGGUGCCAUUCCAUGUGUUUAAGAUACUAGAGCUGCUCAGUAGAUAUAACAUUGUGGGAAGUUGUGAGUUUCCCUUGGGUUUGUUCCAGCUGAUCUCCAUGAUCUUAGCCUUCUCCAAUAGUGUUCUCAACCCCAUUCUCUACGUUUGUGUAGGAGAAAACUUCCGUGUAAAAGUAAGGGAGGUCUUCAGCCAGAUCAAGAAUCAGAGAAAGUCCACAUUCAUCCUCAUCACCACACGUGUGAAUGAGAGUGUGCUUGAUGGUCGCUAUGUGUAG
Molecule: messenger RNA, 972 nt
Organism: Acanthochromis polyacanthus (spiny chromis)
Lineage: Eukaryota; Metazoa; Chordata; Actinopteri; Pomacentridae
Product: B2 bradykinin receptor-like
Biological process (GO): G protein-coupled receptor signaling pathway; neutrophil chemotaxis; immune response
Cellular component (GO): membrane
Molecular function (GO): bradykinin receptor activity
Source: RefSeq, a predicted model, not a curated record